AAAAAGUCCAUCCGUGAAAUUUCCUUGUUACUAAAUAUUUCACGGUCAACUGUUAGUGGGAUUAUAACAAAGUGGAAGCAACUGGGAACAACAGCAACUCAGCCAUGAAGUGGUAGGUCAUGUAAAAAUGACAGAGCGGGGUCAGCGCAUGCUGAAGCGCACAGUGCGCAGAAGUCACCAACUGUCUUCAGAGUCAAUAGCUAAAGAUCUCCAAACUUCAUGUGGCCUUCAGAUUAGCUUCAUGGAAUGGGUUUCCAUGGUCGAGCAGCUGCAUCCAAGUUUUACAUAACCAAGUGCAAUGCAGAGAAGUGAAGAUG
This is a messenger RNA of Staurois parvus, 317 nucleotides long. The record is from the annotation of a GenBank genome assembly. NCBI's taxonomy places the organism in Eukaryota, Metazoa, Chordata, Amphibia, Anura, Ranidae.